CGAGAUGACGACCCCUGGGCACUGAGGCAGGUGUGUGCCAUGGCCGCCCUUACCCUAGAAAAAUGGGAUCAGGCCAUUCUAGUUAAAUCCUCAGUACUCUAUGGAUAAAUGAGGAAUAGAGAAGUAGCUGAAGUCGUAAGUCUCGCGCUCACGAGUCUCAUUCCAGAGGAAGCAAGAGAGUUGUGCGGCGUCAUCUUUAGUCGGGGCACGGAAGGCCCGAAUAGUCCAUUUUAUCUGGGGACCUCCUUAACCAAAGUGAAAGGGUAUCCGCCGAUGCAACUUCACUUUCCCUUCUCCAACAUGGCUUCCAGAGCAGGAAGAAGAAAUUGGAGGCUUGCGUUGGGGGACGGGCCAAUCAGUGCGGGCAGCUCUGCCUGCGCAAGCGCGCUGCCGGUAGGCCUCUGGGUUGACUCGGUAAGGCUAUCCUUUAAUCACCUGUUUUAGCCCCUCCUCCCGGGUCCCGGAGGAGAGAAGCCAGUAGGCGGGCUCGGGGCGGGCCGUCGCAGAGUCUCCGCCCCCACAACCUUCUCUGAGCGCGGGCCAAGGGGUGGUUCGCUGGGGGUCAGGCUCAGCAGCGGGCAGGGCAGGCACCCACGGAGAGAGGGCGAGAGACGUUGAUACAGGGGAGAGUGACGAGCUGCCCUACAUUGCCUGCCAGGGACGAGCACGCGGCCACUCUACCACCCGGCUGCCCACGAUCACUCGUCCGCAGGAAUGUCAGCCGCCGGCGUCCGGGGCCUGCGGGCCACCUACCAUCGGGUCCUUGAUAAAGUGGAGCUCCUGCUGCCUGAGAAAUUGAGGCCGUUGUACAACCACCCGGCAGGUCCCAGAACAGUAUUUUUCUGGGCUCCAAUUAUGAAAUGGGGCCUGGUGUGUGCUGGAUUGGCUGACAUGGCCAGACCUGCAGAAAAACUCAGCACGGCUCAAUCUGCUGUUUUGAUGGCUACAGGCUUUAUUUGGUCAAGAUAUUCACUUGUAAUUAUUCCAAAAAACUGGAGUCUAUUUGCUGUUAAUUUCUUUGUUGGGACAGCAGGAGCCUCUCAGCUCUUUCGUAUUUGGAGAUAUAACCAAGAACUAAAAGCUAAAGCAAACAAAUAAGAGUUCCUGAUCACCCUGGCAAUCUAGAUGUGGACAUAACCACCGGGACCUAGUUUGAUUUCUUAUUUGGUUGUUGAUGAGGUGAUACUAAUUGUGCUAAUGUUUGUAAGGCAUAAAAUGUAAUUGGGAGAUAGUAUUGAUACUUGAUUCAACAGAAAAAUAAAGCAAACUUUUAAUAA
This is a messenger RNA of Capra hircus (goat), 1277 nucleotides long. It is a transcript of the gene MPC2, whose product is annotated as mitochondrial pyruvate carrier 2. Gene Ontology annotation, molecular function: pyruvate transmembrane transporter activity. Gene Ontology annotation, biological process: pyruvate import into mitochondria. The transcript is spliced from 5 exons. Gene Ontology annotation, cellular component: mitochondrial inner membrane. The record is from RefSeq and is a predicted model, not a curated record. Lineage: Eukaryota; Metazoa; Chordata; Mammalia; Artiodactyla; Bovidae. The coding region runs from base 715 to 1098 and encodes 127 amino acids.